Messenger RNA from Procambarus clarkii (red swamp crayfish), 2943 nucleotides. RefSeq lists its product as uncharacterized. NCBI's taxonomy places the organism in Eukaryota, Metazoa, Arthropoda, Malacostraca, Decapoda, Cambaridae. The record is from RefSeq and is a predicted model, not a curated record.
UUCCAGUGCCUGUUCGGUGUGGAUUAUAACUUGAAUACUUCCUGAAAGCCUUUGUUAAGUUCCUCACAUACCUCCUUAUAAUUUUCUGUGUCCUCCCUCACUUUUUUCAGGUCUGAUAACUUGAUCAUUCACAGUCAUCGUCCUCCUGAUAUGGCUAUGGAACAGUUUUGGCUCAUGUGUGUGCGUAUGUGCGCUAAACUUGCUGUCAGACACCUUAAAACACACACCUGUUCACCACUCCUCCACAACUCUCACGCACGUACACACACACACACACACACUGACACCCACACAUGUUUUCGUAAACUCUCAUACACCCACACACACCCCCGCGGACGCCAGACACACCGUCUGCUCACAGGGAGGCUGAUCUAGCGUCUAGCAAGUAAGGCAUCACCAGCACCAACCACAACAGCAGCAGGAAACAGCAUCAGCAGCAAAAAAAGAGAGAAGAAGAUCAACAGCAAAUAUUAUCUAUAUAGGUGUGAGUUUGUGAGGCAGGAGAGAGGGAGGGCCUUGACUACCACACUAGCAUCACCGCAUCAUCGAUGCUAGCGGGGAGAGGAACUUGUGGUAGUUAACGACGCCACCGCUACGGUCAUCAAGUUGUAAUAAUACUGACCUCUAGUACCGCAGGCUGGAAGAUUCUUGACACGUCUAGAGCAAGAAUACUGAGUGGGUGACUGAGGAUGCCGUAUUCAUCUGCUUUCUCGAAGAAACAUUCAUUAGGGUGGACCCUGUAAGAAUCUUGCGUUCUAAGAUUGCAGCUUGUUGUCUUUAUGUCCAAGCAUACUCUUUAUAAGCAUACAAGCGUAGUCGUCCUUAAAAAAGUGAACUAAAAGAGAAACCUUUCCCUUUCUCAUCCACACUGUCCCAUCUAUUAUUCCUUCAGUGGCAGUCGGUGUAAGCAGAUGGAUGAGACAGACAGAAUGUGGGAGGCUCACCCUGUGUGCAAGUCCUUGCUUGAUCUUUCUGACCCCAAGUCCCUCAGCAUCUCGGUGCCAUCCAGAGGUUCUCCUCUCACCACUCACGGAUUUCCUGUUAAGUGUCAGACUGAUCAAGUUUCCCAAUGUUCCAACUUUUAUACACCUAAUUUCGAGGCCUUCACCUGUUAUUCUAAUCGAAAUGUUAAAUGGUAUUCUGAUCAACAUGCUCAUGACCAGCUUUGUGAGGAAAAAUAUGUAUUUGCCGGCUGUCAGCGAACCCAGAGUCACUGCGCUGAUAAGUUCCUCGUGCAGUGCCGUCCAAAAUUCAAUCCCCAUGUCACCCAUGGACACAAUAGUGACCCCACGCUCCCGCUACACCAGGACUCUCCUACGAAACAGUCUGAAAGUCAAGGUGUUACUGAACUCAUGUCCAUCAUGCAGAAAUCAAGGAGCAAAAGUCGAGCACGGGUGUCCUUACCUUCCCGUUCCGAAACUAUGCUAACAGAGGAGGAGCUCCGUUCUGCACUGCCGGCGAGAGAUAUUAAUGAAAUACUGCAUCUCCAGAAAUCGCAUCGCGAUGCAUUCUCUUUUUUCCCUUUACCUGAAAUUGUUAACGGGAAUGAAGUCGACAGCUUGUGGCAGCUUUAUAGUCUCUUCGUCGAACGACAGAGUUCGUUUUACACACAAAUACCAUUGUUCAGGCUGCUGGCCGCCUCUGACCGCCAGAAACUGCUAAGUCUGGCGGUGGGCAUCAGCACUCAUGUGUCCGCCGCCCAGCUCAUGGACGACGAGGAGUACACCUGGCCACGUAAGGACGCGCCGCCCUUCACAAACCACACCAAGGUUCUGUCCGCUACCACCAUCCGCCAGAUUGUUUCUCAUGAUCACUUUGUGCUCCUCAUGACAUUUUACAUGCAUUAUACUCGUCUCUUUGCAGACCCGAGGGUAGCAUUGUUGACACAGGUGCUCACACUCUUCUGCCAGGAGCCAGAACUGAUUGAUGCUGACGCCGUCAAGUGCGGACGUCAACAUUAUCUGGGGUUGCUCACCCGUUACCUGACAGCGGUGUACGGUAGCCAACGCGGCGCUGACAUGCUCAGAUCUCUCCUCAUCAGCCAGGAAGAAGCCAGACAACUCACUGUCUUAUACCACCACGUGGAACUGGCUCCUCAGGCCCAAAAGAAUAAUGUGCGAGACAUAACGAACACAAUAGCUAUAAAUUUCCAGAAGGUUUGCGUUAUCGCACGGGAUACAGCACUGAAGGUCAAGAACCGCCGCCAUCUCGCACACGAGACAGAUGGUGAAGUCGCCCAGAUCUUGCAUAACAAUAGUGAAGAGCUAACCCUGGUCAAUAACCUGCUGGUGUGUCUGGCCGAGUGUGAUGACCCUCACAUGCUGGCAGCGGCCCGUCACCUCCUCCCUCAGGACCUCCUCCAAAGAUUUCUUCAGCUCGUGCAGUAAAGAAGGUCCCGUGCUCAGUAGCAGGGGAGAAUGUGGAGGAAAAACGUGUUCCGUGGCAGAAUUUGUGAUGAAAUGUUAGGGGUGGUUUUAUUCAGUCAUAAACUACCUGCUGAUGAAUAAUGUCUAUGGUGGCACUCCAGACUUUGCUGCCUAUAGUUAUGAUGACGUCAUUGUAUCCACGUCAUCCCCAUCCCCAUGGGUAUGGAUACAUCAUAGCCAUCCACGACCAGUGGGAGUGUGGCUCAGGCCUCAUCACCCGUGAUCCAGAUCAUGACCCGGCGGUUCACUCUUCUAAGAGCUGAUUCCACAGUACUUUCUGCAGGUGGGAGCUGCUCCCAGCUCAUCUACUCCGCCGACAACAAAUACAAGCGAAGAUAUGCAAGUUUUGUCAUACUUAUUCUUGGCUUGUAGACUUGGCAGAUACAUGCUUCAAGUUUGGUAGUUAGAAAAUGGGGUGCGCUACCGCCCACAGGAUGGGUAUGAGGUGCGCUACCGCCCACAGGAUGGGUAUGAGGUGCGCUACCGCCCACAGGAUGGGUAUGGAGUGCUCUACCGG